Molecule: messenger RNA, 1056 nt
Organism: Peronospora matthiolae
Lineage: Eukaryota; Oomycota; Peronosporomycetes; Peronosporales; Peronosporaceae
Source: the annotation of a GenBank genome assembly
AUGGUCCCGUCCAUCCUCCUCCUUGUGCUCCUAACUGCGGAGUUCACCCCCUUCACCACUGCCGAGCCGAGCCCCCAACUCCUCGAACGGUUGGGAGAUAACGUCCCUGCCAUGAAGCUCGUGAACGUGUCCACGUUAUCGCCCGCUGCCGCCAAGAGGCGGGUGCUCUGCUGGGUCAACACGUACCACGCCAAUCACGACGCGCGGCUGGACGCGAUCAAGCGCACGUGGGGCACCAAGUGCGACAAGCUGCUCUUUAUGAGUGACGUGGAAGAUUCGAGCAUUCCGACCGUGCGCAUCGUCGCGCCGCCGUCGCACGAGAUGCUGUGGCAGAAACACCGGGAGAUCGUCCGGCUCUUGGUGCGGGAGUAUCAGGAAGCAGAUUAUGACUGGAUUUUCAAGUGUGACGACGAUACGUUUUUAAUUAUGGAGAAUCUAAAACAGUACCUGACAUCACCCGAUAUUGAAGCACUGGCGAAGCAAGGGCCUGUUCUAUUGGGACAUCGCAUGACGUUGCAAUGGUGGGAGAUGCAACGUUUGUUUGAACCGUUUGAAAACUACGACCCGGAUCAUGUGGCAGCGAUGCUGAAAGUACGUGAUGCAACGAGGGACAAGGGCGGGUUGGUUUACACCCCGGGAGGAGGUGGCUAUGCUAUGAAUUGGGCGUAUUUAAAGACGCUGGAAGCUGCUUUUGAUGAACCUUAUUGCUUACCAAACGAAGUCGUUCCAGAUGACUGGGCGAUUUCGUUUUGUAUGUGGCAUUUAGGGGUGACUUUGCGGGAUACGAGGGAUAGUGAAAAACGAGAGAGGUUUCAUCAGUAUGACCCGAUGGAGGUGUACGCGAAACCGCAUGACGAGGAGGCGUACGACCACAAGAUUUUCACGUCGAUUUAUCAGGAAAACAACUGGUUCUCGGAUCAUAACGGAAUUGGAUGGCAGAAUGGAGAUAAGUGCUGCGCGCCGGAUUCGAUCAGCUUUCAUUACGUCAAGCCACCCAUGAUGGAGUUGUUCUACGAAUUCUAUUAUGGCAAAAGCAGUGCUGCAGCAGACACGUAG